Messenger RNA from Homarus americanus (American lobster), 3360 nucleotides. Its product is annotated as lysosomal cobalamin transporter ABCD4-like. Gene Ontology annotation, biological process: long-chain fatty acid import into peroxisome; peroxisome organization; very long-chain fatty acid catabolic process. Lineage: Eukaryota; Metazoa; Arthropoda; Malacostraca; Decapoda; Nephropidae. Bases 1 to 1821 code for a protein of 606 amino acids. Gene Ontology annotation, molecular function: ATP binding; ATP hydrolysis activity; ABC-type transporter activity. The record is from RefSeq and is a predicted model, not a curated record. Gene Ontology annotation, cellular component: peroxisomal membrane. The transcript has 13 exons.
AUGUCGCCCUGCGGUCACGAGAUGCACCCACCUCGGUGUAAACAAGUACCAUACGAGCCUCACAAACAGUUCUUGGCCUAUUACGUGGGACUCAUCCCCAGUCAAUACUACAAAGUUUUCGGAGACCGCGACCAACAAGGUUUCAUGUACCUCACCCUCAAGUCCUGUGGAUUAAUUUUAGUAAUUUCAUCGGUAAUCAGCACCAAGAAGUACAUAGACAGUAUGUUGUAUAUAACCUGGCGGCAACUGUUGUGUCGAGCGCUCCACCGUCUCUACUUCUCAGGGAUCAAUUACUACACGCUAAAUAUAUUAGAUAAAACCAUUGAUAACCCUGACCAGAGGAUGACCCAGGAUGUGGACAAGCUGUGCCUCACUCUGGCCACAAUAACCACAAAGGUCAUCAUAUCACCAUUCCAGAUUGGCUACUACACCUACAGAGUAUUUGUGGGGACAGGAUGGCUGGGGACUCUGAGUAUAUAUAUUCUCUUCCUCCUGGGCACAGUGGUCAACAAGCUGGUCAUGUCACCCAUCGUUAAAUUUGUCAUCAAGCAAGAGGAGUGUGAGGGAAAUUUCAGGUUUAAACACAUGCAGGUGCGGGUGGACUCGGAGUCUGUGGCGUUCCAUGGUUCAGGGUCCAUAGAGUCCUGUAAGACCAACAGCUCACUUGAUGGACUUAUUCGAGCUCAACAGCGGCUCUUUACUAGACAAAUUGUGUUAAACUUGACUCGGUACAUCUUCGACUACUUGGGGUCGAUAAUAUCAUAUCUUGCCAUCGCCAUCCCAAUAUUUGGAGGGAAAUUUCCCGAUGAUGCAGAUAUAUCCUCCAUAGUUAGUGCUUACUCCUUUGUGUGCAUGUACCUGGUGUUCAGUCUGACCUCCCUAGUGGAUCUGAGCGCCCAGGUGGUGUUGUUGUCUGGCGUGACGCACCGUGUAGCCCAGCUGGUAGAGUGUCUCCUCAGGCUACAGACUCAGUGGGACAUCACCACACUAAUGGCCUCCUCCUCCUUCACCAACAUCACUCAGAAACUCCGACCUAAGUCAGACUGUGGUGAGGGAUCUUCUAGUGAUUCUCAAUGCUUACUGGAAGAGACUGCUGAACGUGAACCACCGCUCUGUGAAGAUGACAAGUCACUGAACAUUGCGUUUAUUCUUAGUGACGUGGAUAUAAUCGCUCCAGGGUCGAUGCACACACUAGUGAAAAGUCUUCACUUGGAUAUCCAAAAGGGUGAAAAUCUUUUAAUAAUGGGACCAAGUUCUUCUGGAAAGUCGAGUAUUCUGCGUGUGCUGCGAGGACUGUGGCCGGCUGCCCGAGGAACUGUGGCUCACGACUUCCCUCCAGGACCUAAAACUGUCAUCUUCCUGCCCCAGAAAUCACUUGUCACUAAUGGCUCUCUACUAGAACAGAUAAUCUAUCCCUUGAGACUUGACCCCAGUAAUCCAAUCAGCAAAGACACCUGUGAAGAGAUCCUUAGCCUUCUGGCCUCAGUACACAUGAAGGGCCUUGUCAACCGCACUGAGGGCCUCCAUAAUGACCCUGGAUGGAAUUGGAAUGAUGCACUAUCGCCGGGAGAAAUGCAAAGAGUCUGCCUUUUGCGUGUGCUCUUCCACCGACCACAGUUUGCCCUCUUGGAUGAAGCCACGAGUGCUCUGAGUCUGGACGUGGAGGACCAGCUGUACCGAGCGUGUCUGCAACUCAACAUUACCUUAGUCAGUGUGGGACACAGGCACUCACUAACCAAGUACCACAACUCACUGUUAACACUAGAUGGUACUGGUGGGUGGAGGAAGGAGCCCAUCCUCCAACAGUGUGUUGAUGUGUGACACAAGAAGCCACAGCAGACAAGUGGUAGCAUCACCUCUUCCACGAUAGUCAUGAUGGGAACAAAUAUACUGUAAGACAAGAGAAAGUUGCUCAUAUAAAUGUAAUCUAGAUGAGGUAUAUAUAUUUUUAAUACAUAUUCACUUAGCCAGUUAAGGAUGGAGGCCAUUAUCUUGAUGAAGACUGCUGGUCCUCAUGAAUUGAUAUUGUAUAUAAAUUUUAAAGCUGUAAUAAUUUUAUAAAACCAGAAAUUAUUUGGUUAUUGUACACUUAUGCCGGUGAACUUGCCGUUAACUCCUUCACUAUGGGGAUGCCACUUUAAAUAUUUUAUUUGGUUAAUGCCGAAUGAUUUUAUUCGGCACAGAGGUGACCCAGUACACGAGGGGUUAAAUGAUGAACUUUGAUCAAAAUUGAAGUGUCAACUUAAAGCUGUGAGCCUCUGAGGUAGAUUUUCUUGUAUUUAAUGAGUUUUAGUGUAUGUUUAAUUACCACUUGUGUGUAUCUUUGUCAUAAUGAUAAUCUUGGUAAUUGUUUUAUUUAUGUUGUAACAAUACAAGUUAAUCUGGUGAUGAUUAUCAUUAUGAUGUUUGUGCAUUUUAUACAAUUACUCUUGGUAAUUGUUAAUACGUAUCAUUAUAUUGUGAUAUCAUACUAUUGACUAUGAUAAUAAUUGUUAUCAUUGUAUUGUGACUAGCUGGGGCCCCAGCCUGGUGUUGCUUGAGUUUACUUCAGGCAGCUGAUAACCUAUGUGUGGAUUACACCAUCAUUUAGACUACAUCCACUACACCAUCAUUAUACUACUGUACUGCAUAUCCACAUCACUAGGCUGGUAGUCUUUGAUGACCUCAGGAAGUUACUGUCAGCUGUUCCCACCCUGAGGGUUGGGAUUAGUUAGGAAGGUGUUUCAGCCAUAAAACACUGCUUCAACAUGCCUGAUGACAACCAGGCCACCACAGCUGUGCCCAUCCCCUGGUCUCUGGGCUGUCACCCCAAGCUCACACAAACAAAGACAAACUAACAGACACUGUUUUAUAUAUUGUGAUGACUGAUGGUGAGUUUUAUCAAUGAUGAUAGUACAGUACUGUUGUCUGUGGUGAGGUUAGGUUUAUCUUUUUAAAUAUUUAUAAGAGGCUGGACCAUCAGGCUUGUUCUUGAUGCUCAACAUCUACUGACUCUCACCAACCACCCCUACAGUUCUAAAAAUAAUCAGUAAAACUUUGCAAUCGUUCUUCAUAUAGAGGAACUAAUUAUCAUUUGUAUGCACAAACAAAUAAAAAUGUGUGAGUAUCCAGUGAAACACAUGUCCCCCUUAGUUACCCUGUACAGUACAGUACAGUGUGUACACUGACAGGGCUCUAUGCUGCACCUAUUCCUCUGGUGUAGCUCACUGGCAGGAUACAAACAGCCAGUUACUGUAGGUUAGGUUACAGCUUUUGUCUUAGUUUAUUUUUUCUUAAACCACUUCCUGUUUACUGUAGGGCAUAUGGAAAACGUGUCAACAUAGUACAGUAUAAACACACACACACACACACACACACACA